Molecule: messenger RNA, 288 nt
Organism: Anisakis simplex (herring worm)
Lineage: Eukaryota; Metazoa; Nematoda; Chromadorea; Rhabditida; Anisakidae
Source: the annotation of a GenBank genome assembly
AUGGCAAUAACUCAGCACAAACAACUCAUUUCAUUACAGCUUGCAGACUAUAUACCACAACUUGCCAGAUGUAAAUCGUCGUAUUGGGCCGUAUCGAUAUGUACGGUUGAUGGACAACGGCGAUCUUGGGGCGAUUCGAAAGUACCGUUCUGUUUACAGAGCGUUUCGAAAGCAUUCACUUAUACGAUUGCACUCGAGGAGCUUGGUUCAGAUGAGGUGCAUACGUAUGUCGGACAGGAACCAUCUGGGCGAUUGUUCAAUGAAAUUUGUCUCGACCACAACCGUUAG